AUGCAGGGACUGCUGACCUUCAGGGAUGUGGCCAUCGAGUUCUCUCAGGAGGAGUGGGGAUGCCUGAACCACAGUCAGUGGGAACUGUACAGAGAUGUGAUGUUCGAGACCUACGGACACCUCGUCUUCUUGGGUCUUGUUGUGUCAAAGCCAGACCUGGUCAUCUUUUUGGAACAAAAGAGGGAGCUAUGGGAUGUGAAGAGAAAGGAGACAGUAACAAUCCAUGCCGGACAGAAAGGUUACAAUUGUAAGGAGUGUGGCAAAGCCUUCAACAGGCACUCAGCACUAAUUCAACAUCAGCGAGUGCACACUGGAGAGAAACCCUCCGAAUGUGAAAAAGGUGGUAAAACCUUUAAUGAUGCCUCAUCAGUAAAUGUACAUCACAGAACCCAUAAUGGAGAGAAACCUUACCAAUGUAAGGAAUGUGGCAAGGCCUUUACUCAACACUCAAACCUUACCAUGCAUCACAGAAUCCAUACUGGAGAUAAACCUUACCAAUGUAACGAAUGUGGCAAAUCCUUUACUCAACACUCAAACCUUACCAUACAUCACAGAGUGCAUACUGGAGAGAAACCUUACCAAUGUGAAGACUGUGGAAAAGCCUUUAAGAGAACUUCAGCCCUUAUUGAACAUCACCGAAUCCAUACUGGGGAAAAACCUUAUCAAUGUAACGAAUGUGGCAAAUCCUUUGCUCACCCAUCAAACCUUUACAAUCAUCACAGAAUCCAUACUGGAGAGAAACCUUACCAAUGCAAAGAAUGUGGAAAAUCCUUUACUGACCAUUCAACCCUUACCAAACAUCACAGAAUCCAUACUGGAGAGAAACCUUACCAAUGUGAAGACUGUGGAAAAGCCUUUACGAGAACUUCAGCCCUUAUUGAACAUCACCGAAUCCAUACUGGAGAAAAACCUUAUCAAUGUAAUGAAUGUGGCAAAUCCUUUACUGCACAGUCAGGCCUUAACAAUCAUCAGAAAAUCCAUACUGGAGAGAAACCUUACCAAUGCAAAGAAUGUGGCAAAUCCUUUACUCAGCACUCAACCCUUACCAAACAUCACAGAAUCCAUACUGGAGAGAAGCCUUACCAAUGUAAGGAAUGUGGCAAGUCCUUUACUCAGCACUCAACCCUUACCAUGCAUCACAGAAUCCAUACUGGAGAGAAACCUUACCAAUGUAAGGAAUGCGGUAAGUCCUUUACUCGCCAGUCAGGCCUUAACAAACAUCACAAAAUCCAUACUGGAGAGAAGCCUUACCAAUAUAAUGAAUAUGGAAAGACCUUUCACUUGCCCUCUGACCUUAAUGAACAUCGCUGA
Suricata suricatta (meerkat) is the source of this 1311-nucleotide messenger RNA. Its product is annotated as zinc finger protein OZF-like. The record is from RefSeq and is a predicted model, not a curated record. The transcript is spliced from 5 exons. Gene Ontology annotation, molecular function: DNA-binding transcription factor activity, RNA polymerase II-specific; RNA polymerase II cis-regulatory region sequence-specific DNA binding. The coding region runs from base 1 to 1311 and encodes 436 amino acids. Gene Ontology annotation, biological process: regulation of DNA-templated transcription. Lineage: Eukaryota; Metazoa; Chordata; Mammalia; Carnivora; Herpestidae.